AUUCACAGCACGUGCGUCAGUGAAAUCAUGCUGGACAGAACAGUACAUAAACAGCGGAGAAAUCUCCACUCCAUCACUGGCCUACCUGAGGAAGAGUACCUGAGGAGAACAACAGUGAUUUACCUACUACAACAGUUGAUUCUCCAACACGUCCUCUCCCUUUUCAUCCAGACAAGCAGCACCACCAUCAUCACCACCAUGAAGGUUCUGGUCAUCUUUGCACUACUUUGUGUCGCCCUCUCUGCUAGGGCAGCAGCAGUUCCUGUGGAGAGCGAUGCUGUGGCGGUAGAAGAGCCAAAAAGUGCCCCAGAAGAGGCUGUUGAGGUUGAGGCUCCUGUAGCAGAGGAGAAGCUGAGUGACGCCCCAGAGGAUGAUGUACAGACUGAGGCUGUUAACGAGGUGGCUGUGGCACCUAAAGCGGCACGCAGUUUCUGCCCUGACGGAUGGUUCAGCUACCAGUCCAAGUGUUACAUGUUUGUGAACACUCCUCGGUCCUGGUUCGACGCUGAGGAACAUUGCAAUGAACUGGGCGCCAGCCUGGCCUCCGCCAGCUCCUCCCCCGAGUAUCGUUACCUGCAACAGAUAACCAGAACAGCCAACAGAGCCACCGCCUGGAUCGGUGGAUUCUACCUCCAGGGAUAUUGGAUGUGGAUCGACCGCUCAGGAAUGUAUUACACCAACUGGUACAGCCAGAGCACCGCAACCAGCAACUCCUGCAUGUACCUGCAAUCUGCUGUGGGCCAGGGCUGGAGGAACCUCGGAUGUGGCACACAAUACCCAUUCAUCUGCGUGCACAACUAUCGCUGUUAGUCAACAAGAUAUUGCUAAUUGCUUGACACCUUUUCAAACUGCUUUCAACAUUGGCUUUGUUUACUACUGACUGUAAGUGACUUUAUGUGUUCGCCAAAGGGCUAAAUGUGAUGCAAUUUCAAAUGUAAUUGCCCAUUUUAUGUACCUCAACCUGUAUUGUUUCCCUGUAAUAAACAUUUUUUUAAGUACUUUA
Molecule: messenger RNA, 1003 nt
Organism: Oncorhynchus gorbuscha (pink salmon)
Lineage: Eukaryota; Metazoa; Chordata; Actinopteri; Salmoniformes; Salmonidae
Product: C-type lectin domain family 4 member M-like
Exons: 9
Coding region: 28-810 (260 amino acids)
Molecular function (GO): signaling receptor activity
Source: RefSeq, a predicted model, not a curated record